UUUUCCAGCUUUCUGGAUAAAUAUGGCACGAGGCAUAUUAAAACAGCAUUUUAUUCGCCGCAAGGUAACGCUGCAGAGCGGGUCAACAGGUCCGUGUUGCAGAUGGUGCGGUCAUAUAUAAAAGACAACCAGAAAAGUUGGGAUAAACACAUCAGUGACGCUGCGUUUGCACUUCGUAGCGUAGUCCAUUCCGCGAUCAACUGUUCCCCGUAUUUUGCGACUUUCGGUAUGCCGAUGAUACAACAUGGUGCAUCAUACGAGAUAUACCGAAAGCUCGGCACGAUAAAGGACGCGGAUUCUCAGGUUGACUCCAAUGUAGACCGGUUACAGCUUAUACGGGACAAAGUAAUCAAAGAACUGAAGUUGGCGCACGAAAAGAGUGCCAAAGCAUAUAACACAAGAAGUAGGGAUGUCAAAUUCAAAAUCGGGCAGGUGGUAUACCGUAGAAACUUCCGACAGAGUUCCCAAAUAGACAAUUAUAAUGCGAAACUAGCACCAAAACAAGUUAAAUGUGUAGUCCUCAAAACUAUCGGGAACUAUAUGUAUGAGCUUGGUGAUACUAGCGGGAAGAAAGUCGGAGUAUACCACGCCAAAGAUAUAUUUGUAGCUUGAUUUUUGUAUGAUCAAUGUAGUUAUUGUGGUCAAUUGGUUGUUGUGGUCGCAUGUUUAGGUUUGUGUCGACGUACAUUUAUGUUAAUGUCUGA
Molecule: messenger RNA, 704 nt
Organism: Rhagoletis zephyria (snowberry fruit fly)
Lineage: Eukaryota; Metazoa; Arthropoda; Insecta; Diptera; Tephritidae
Molecular function (GO): nucleic acid binding
Source: RefSeq, a predicted model, not a curated record